This is a messenger RNA of Chinchilla lanigera (long-tailed chinchilla), 3403 nucleotides long. RefSeq names its product secreted frizzled-related protein 4 (gene Sfrp4). The record is from RefSeq and is a predicted model, not a curated record. Gene Ontology annotation, molecular function: Wnt-protein binding. The transcript is spliced from 6 exons. Bases 102 to 1142 code for a protein of 346 amino acids. Gene Ontology annotation, cellular component: cytoplasm. Lineage: Eukaryota; Metazoa; Chordata; Mammalia; Rodentia; Chinchillidae. Gene Ontology annotation, biological process: non-canonical Wnt signaling pathway; canonical Wnt signaling pathway.
ACCUCUCCGGCGACCCCGAGGACUUGCUCAGGACCCUCCUGCACCUCUCGGGAGGCUCUGCUGCCGAGGCCCGGCUGGGCGCAGAGCGCGAAAGCAGCGCCAUGGUCCCCCGUGUCCUCCUCGCGCUGCUCCUCUGGUUGCGCCUGGCGCCAGGUGUGCACAGCGCGCCCUGCGAAGCGGUGCGCAUUCCCAUGUGCCGUGCAAUGCCCUGGAACCUCACGCGGAUGCCCAACCACCUGCACCACAGCACGCAGGAGAACGCCGUGCUGGCCAUCGAGCAAUACGAGGAGCUGGUGGAUGCCAACUGCAGCGCCGUGCUGCGCUUCUUCCUCUGCGCAAUGUACGCGCCCAUCUGCGCGCUGGAGUUCCUGCACGACCCCAUCAAGCCCUGCAAGUCUGUGUGCCAGCGCGCGCGCGACGGCUGCGAGCCGCUCAUGAAUCUCUACAACCACAGCUGGCCCGAGAGCCUGGCCUGCGACGAGCUGCCUGUCUACGACCGCGGCGUGUGCAUCUCGCCCGAGGCCAUCGUCACCGACCUCCCGGAGGAUGCAAAGUGGCUGGAUGUCACCCCAGAUAUGAUGGUUCAAGAAGGGCCCCUGGAUGUGGACUGCAAACGCCUCAGCCCUGAUCGGUGCAAGUGUAAAAAAGUGAAGCCAACUUUGGCAACAUACCUGAGCAAGAACUACAGCUACGUUAUUCAUGCUAAAAUAAAAGCCGUGCAGAGGAGCGGCUGCAAUGAAGUCACAACUGUGGUGGAUGUCAAGGAGAUCUUCAAGUCCUCGUCUCCCAUCCCUCGGACACAAGUCCCGCUCAUCACGAAUUCUUCCUGCCAGUGUCCUCACAUCCUGCCCCAUCAAGACGUCCUCAUCAUGUGUUACGAGUGGCGCUCAAGAAUGAUGCUUCUUGAAAAUUGCCUAGUAGAAAAAUGGAGGGACCAACUUAGUAAAAGAUCCAUACAGUGGGAAGAGAGGCUUCAGGAACAGCGGAGAACAGUUCAGGACAAGAAGAAAACAGCUGGACGCACCAGUCGUAGUAAUCCCCCCAAACCAAAGGGAAAGCCACCUGCUCCCAAACCCGCCAGCCCCAAGAAGAACAUCAAAACUAGAAGCGCACAAAGGAAGACAAACUCAAAAAGAGUGUGAGCUAACUGCUUUGAGAAAUGGAGACUUCCUUACAGCAUGAGGCCGGGCAUUGCCUGGGACAGCUGAUGUAAGGCCACAUACCCCUUGCCUUAAGGAUUUAUGCAGUCCUUGUUCAUAGAUACAUCUUGCAGCAUUUUCUUUAAUGAUUUGCUUCCGUUUUUCUUUUUAAGCCACUACAAACCAUAUGGAUGGUUGGCACUCUGGUAUGGCAGGUGUAAUAAUGAAAGCUGGUCGAAAGCUUCUUCUGUGUUCAGAGUGACCCAGGUGCACACUCUUUUGGCCUCCAUGUGGGGGAAAUAGGCUUUUGUUCUUACUGUUUGACUUAAUAUGUGCAUUGUACAAUGAAUGCCAUAUUUGAAACAAAACAGUUUAAUUUUUUGACAAAGUAUUGUAUUUCCGUUUGACUUCUGUUAGAACGUUGGUGGUACGUGAAAAUGUGACUGAAAAUAUGCUUCUGAAGAGAGCAAGAGAGAUGAAUGCUGAAGAGAUCUUUAUUGUUUAUUAUCUGCAGGAGAAAUGGGGACUCUUGAAAAAUCUGGAGAAGGAGGAUGUGGAAAAUUGUAAUGUGUGUUUGUAAGAAGACUUUCAGCUCUGUUUUUAGUUAGACACUCUAAAAACUAAAACAAUAAUGAUGAAUCAAUAAAAAGGAGAGGCAGAGACACAGUGCUCUGAUUCUUGUUUUCUGGUUAUCACGCCAUGGUGGAGAUGUGCUGAUUCCACGAUCGCAGGGCUUCUUGUCAAUACCUUCUACAAAGAGCCAGAGUAGUGAGUUUGUUUGUCCCAUUAUUAUGUAGGUGCCAAUACGUGGGUCAGCCCUGAGGAUUUUUAUAUCCACAAAAGAAGUGUGAGACUCAUCUGAAUGCUUAGGACAACCUAGUGUUGCGAUUGCCCAACUGGAGAGAAGUUUCUCUCUGCAAAUGCAGGUAUUUAGAGCGACGCAUGUGGGACUGUGGUAGAAGGGCUGGAACUCCCAGGCUGGUUCUCAGACUGACAGCAGCCACACCCCAGCCCUGUGCCUGAGGGCGGACAGAGACACACUUCUCCACUCACUGCCUAUUGAAGUAGCAGAACCAUCAGAAAGCUUAAGAUUUAUGUUCCUCCUGAGAUUUGUGUUAUCUCUGCUCCUCAGAGGAGGGGUAGGUUAACAUGCUCCAUCCAUAUGAAAUACUUAAAAAGAUGAUUUGAUUUCACCUUUGUAGUCACUGGGACUCAAAAGUAAAUUAGGAGAGCAAGCCAAAGUGGAAAGAGAGAAGUAGGAUCAAUGAGAAGGCUGCUGUGCAUGCCCAGCACCUUCUGAAAGCUUCAGCCAGGGCUGCUACCUCAGAGUGCUGGAGCUAAAGAAAUACAGUAGCUCCACCUGCAUGAGGCUAUCAAUGAAAUACUCAGUGAGUGGUCCUGUUGAAUAAAACCAAACCUCUUUGGCCUCUAAGGAAAGCUUUUUAGGUGUUCUGCAUAGCAUCCAAAGUCAAAGACCCUUGGAAAAGCCAUUCAAAGCCAUGGGUAGCCUAUCUUAGCCCCAUAGGAAUUAGCAAUUCCAUGGGGGAGAAAGACAGAAAUGGAACAUGCUACUCUCUGUAGAAAAGGAGAAACUACAUAUACGUAUUUUAAAGAGUGAAAUUGAAUAUAAUACAAAUUUGAGAAUGGAUUUACACAUCUAAGCAAAGCUUACACUGAAUAUUUUAACGAAAUUAUUUUACUAUUACACAAAAUCUUAACUAAAUUAGUCACCUUUAUGAGUCUGAUUGACUGAUAUAGAUUAACCAGGCCAUUGAUUGGUUCUUACAAAAAGUCAAAGGUGAGACCUAGCCUAUCCUGACAGAGCAGAGACCAGUGUAGGAAUGGCCUCACGUGAGCUUCAAAAAUUUGGUUUUCUCACUUAAAAUAUUUUCUUCACCUAAACACAUGUGAGGGGAGAUAAAUAUAAAUAUAUGGAAAGAAGAAUUGAAGUUCUUGGGAUUUUUUAAUCAGGAAAAACACUUUUUGCAAUACUUUAUGGACAAAUGUAAAACUGGUUAACUGGAGGCACGCUUUUUUUUUACAAAAAAACCCCACUACUUUGUUGCUCUUUUAAUACCACAAUAAACAUGUACUCUCUGUAAGUGCUAAAUAAAUUCACAGAAUCAAAAGAAUGUAAUUAAAAUCCUACUUAAUCCCACUCAUCAUGACACACAAGUAAUCACUGUUACUUUCUGGCAUGUAAUUUUUCAGGUGUUUCCCAUGCAUUUACAUAGCGAUUAAAAAAUAAUAAAGGUCAGAGCCUA